This is a messenger RNA of Arachis duranensis, 846 nucleotides long. Its product is annotated as non-specific lipid transfer protein GPI-anchored 7. The transcript is spliced from 3 exons. The record is from RefSeq and is a predicted model, not a curated record. NCBI's taxonomy places the organism in Eukaryota, Viridiplantae, Streptophyta, Magnoliopsida, Fabales, Fabaceae. Bases 118 to 588 code for a protein of 156 amino acids.
CACCUAUAAGUAAAUUCAUUUCACAUUCAUACAGUAAGAGCAAGCCCAGCAAUUAAGCGAAUACUUACCAACCAAAACAGAAGAAAAAGAAAAAAGAAACCCAGAAGAUCUGAAAAAAUGAGUCUGAGCAAGAUGCAUGUUUCUAUGUUUGGUUUGGUGUUGGUGGUAGUAAUGAUGAGUGGCAUGAUGGGUUUGAGUGAGGCAGCAUCAAGCAGCAGUGACAACUCUUGUGCUUCUCAACUGAUUCCAUGUGUCGAUUACCUGAACUCAACGAAGCCACCAAGUUCUUGCUGCACGCCACUCAAACAAACCGUUGCGACGCAACUAACCUGCCUCUGCAACCUUUUCAAUACUCCCGGUUUGCUUGAGAGUUUCCACAUCAACGUCACUCAGGCUCUUGAACUUAGUCGUAACUGCGGUAUCACCCAAGGCAUCAGCAGCUGCAAAGAAUCAGCUCCAUCUCCAUCUUCAUCUUCAACGACAACUCCACCAGCUACACCCGGAAGUGACAAAGGAAGUGCAGCAAGAGUUGCAGUAACUGGAUUUUCUUUCUUGGCCUUGUUUUGGGCAUCUAUGUUGUUUAACUAGAGAAGGAAAGGGGGUUACCCUUGGAAAACCGCCACUAUAUAUUCGAUUUAAUAUCUAUGUAUUUUCCUAUGUUGGCUAGUCAGCUAUUCAAUUGCGAUCGGGUUCUUUUUUUUUUUUUAAUUAAUUUGGAAACCCCUGAUUCAAUUUGAGUACAUUUGUUUAGGGAGCGAGGCAGAGAAAAAUUCAGUUCAUAGACCUAUUUGUGCUUCUUCUGAUUGCAUCAUAGUUAUUAAUGAUUUAUGAAUGGUAUUAUUAUCA